Episyrphus balteatus (marmalade hoverfly) is the source of this 2350-nucleotide messenger RNA. Its product is annotated as coiled-coil domain-containing protein 6. The transcript has 6 exons. The record is from RefSeq and is a predicted model, not a curated record. NCBI's taxonomy places the organism in Eukaryota, Metazoa, Arthropoda, Insecta, Diptera, Syrphidae. Bases 302 to 1840 code for a protein of 512 amino acids.
AAGUCAAAAAAAAAAAAACCAAAAGGAAGAAAAAAUAUCAAAUUGGAAAGAAAAAAAAAGAAAAUCGCAAAAAUAACUGCACUGCAUAUGGCGAGUUUUUGUUCACUUUAAAAUAUAAUAUACAAUUACUAUUCAUAGUGUCCUGUCUGUCUGUGAUUUUAAUCCUGCAAAAAAAGAAAAAAGACAAGAAUUUUCCUCAUCUCGUAUUAUUGUUGGAGGAACUACUUGCAAAAGGUUUUCCAUUACCAUCAAGUGAAGUUUAUUGAAUUUACAAAAAAUCCUCAUCACUCAUCAAAGAGAAAUGGAGAGCCCUUGUGAAUCUGAAAGCUCAUUGGAUGGCGGAAGCAUGCUACCACCAAGCCCGGUCUCUCGGGAACAAUUGCAGAAACGAAUCGAAAGUUUAACCCAACAAAAUAAAGUGUUGAAAGCUGAGCUUGAUACAUUUAAAAUUCGUGUUAAGGUUGUGCAAGAAGAAAAUCGGACUCUUAAACAAGCAUCUGUUAUAAUUCAAGCAAAAGCCGAACAAGAAGAAGAAUACAUCUCGAACACACUUCUUAAAAAAAUCCAAGCUCUCAAGAAGGAAAAAGAAACUCUAGCUCAUCACUAUGAACGAGAAGAAGAAUGUCUUACAAAUGACUUGUCUCGCAAGUUAGACCAGCUUCGGCAAGAAAAAUGCAAACUAGAACAAACACUUGAACAAGAGCAAGAAUGCCUUGUCAAUAAGCUAAUGCGUAAAAUAGAAAAGCUUGAAGCUGAAACGCUUAGCAAACAAACAAACCUAGAACAAUUGCGCCGUGAAAUGGUUGAAUUGGAAAAUACCCUCGAACAGGAGCAGGAAGCUCUUGUAAAUAAGCUCUGGAAGCGAAUGGAUAAAUUGGAGACGGAAAAACGUUCCUUACAAAUUAAAUUGGAUCAGCCAGUAUCUGAUCCGACAACUCCACGAGAUAUCACUAAUUCAAAUGGAGAUACUGCCAGCAAUUUAAGUGCUCACAUUCAGACAUUGCGUUCUGAAGUUUUAAGACUACGCGCCAAUUUGUCAGCAGCGCAAAAAGAGACUAAUAAAAAAAUGCAACAAUUUGCUCAGGAAGAGAAGAGCAUUCGGGAGGAAAAUUUGCGAUUGCAGCGAAAACUGCAGCUUGAAGUUGAACGACGGGAGGCUCUUUGUAGACAUUUAUCCGAGUCGGAGUCGUCGCUCGAAAUGGACGAAGAACGUUUCUACAAUGAGAAUAUUCUUGUUAGCUAUGGAGGGGGUGGAAGUGGAUCGGGUUCUGGUAGUGGAAACGGAAUGGGCAGUGGAGGAGGAGGCGCCUCAUCACAUCGUCAGCGCACAAUUAGCAGUCCAGUGCCACAUAGUCCAUCGAAUAGUCGUCCAUUGAGUCCAGGCACAGCUGCUCAGCAAAAUCGUUGUUAUGCUUGUGGCCAAAUGAUGAAUCGACGUACAAGUGAGCGGUUUGUUAAGCCGGCUUUGCCCACGCCACUAUUCGGGCUCAACACUUCAGCGCCAAAUGUGCUAACCAAUCAUCCGCUACUUGUCAGUGGUUCAUCUCAAACAUUCUCAGGAACAACAGGAGCAGGUUCUUCUCUUAGUAGUAGCAUGCUUUCAAAUUUGAAUAAUAGCGGUGGCCUGGGAGAACGGCAAAAUACCGCAAGCACUCUCAACAAUUCAAAUGUAUCCAAUCCGAUGAAUAUAAGCCUAAAUAAUUCGUCCAGUAGUUCUUCUAGCAGCAUUAUGAAUACAAGCAACUCUUCGCUAUCAGCGUUCCCAUCAAAUAUAGGUAACACAUCGACUUCUUUUGCUCAGCCAGCUAGUCCAAUGGACACAACCGUUUACAAGGAAUAAUAAAUAUAAAAAUCGUAUUGUCUUCUUAACUACAACACUAAACAAAACAAAACAAAGCAAAACAAUAUAAAAAUACAUAUAUUUCAAUUUCUUAAACAAUUUAAACAAAAACAAAAAAAAAAGAAGCAAAUAAAAAAUAAUAAUGUGAGCAUAAAACGCAUUCGCGAACCUAUUAUCCAUACUACUACACACCAACACAUAUAAAUAAAUCGAUAAACACGAAUUAAGAUGUGAGAUAUAUACGAAAAGAUUUAAAAUGCUUUUGGCUUGAAAAAUUAAAAGAGUUAAAAUAUGAAUGUAACUACAUUAUUUCAAAAAUAAAUUUAAUAAAAAUAAAACAUACACGUGAUCGCUGAACCUUGUGACAUAGUAGAUAGCAAGUAAAUCAUUUCUAAUUUAUACAGACAUGGCUGUACAAUUAAAAAAAAAAAAAAAGAAUUAAAAAACAAAUUACAUAUUUAAACAAAAUUAUCUAAUAAUAAUAAAAGUAAUAAUUACGGAAAUUAAAAU